Messenger RNA from Xiphias gladius (swordfish), 1232 nucleotides. RefSeq names its product arginine/serine-rich protein 1 (gene rsrp1). The record is from RefSeq and is a predicted model, not a curated record. NCBI's taxonomy places the organism in Eukaryota, Metazoa, Chordata, Actinopteri, Istiophoriformes, Xiphiidae. The coding region runs from base 261 to 1226 and encodes 321 amino acids. The transcript is spliced from 5 exons.
CCCUCGUGCUCCGCCUGUCCCGCUUUCGUUUGCGUGACGACGACAGAAAGAUCACCUUCAAGAUAGACUACGCUUGCGCUUUCGAAAAUAUUUGGCUAGAAACCAACGAAUUUGAUCGCUGUUGAGUUUUUUUUUCGUAAAUCUUCAUCUUGUUGUACGUUAUUGAAAGCAAGUUUCUCGACAUAUCUUGCUUAUAUCGACGUUAUCAGAACAAAGGUUCCAAGCUACGGACGACCCGCCUGUGGCAGAAAAACGACACAAUGGCCAAGGGAGAGGACUCUCACUCUGAAAUGGCCCAGGCUCAUCAGAGCGAUGUCAUCAAUGUAAUCUUUGACCUGAACAGCCCUGCUUCAUCUCACUCUCGAAGCAGCUGUGGCAGCAACCGCUCCUCUGGCUUUGGCUACUACAGGGGCCGCAGCAGCCACAGGGGACGUUCAAGUUCGUCAUCAUCCUCUUCAUCCAGCAGCGGGUCCUCCUCUCGGUCCAGGUCCCGCUCUCAUCCCCGCUGCCACAGACGUUCCUCCCGCUGUCGCUGUGACAGCCAUCACAGAUAUGGUCGUGGACGCCGCCUCCGCUCCCCCCCGCGCCACUACAAGGCCCACUCUCACUCCUACAGCCGGUCACCCUCGCCAGACAGGCACUCACGUCGCAGACGCUAUAGGUCCCGUUCCAGGUCUUCCAGCCGUUGGAGUAGGUACAGGAGAGCUGUGCGCCAGUUUAGAUGCAAGUUUUCCCGAUCUCCAGCCAGAACCCACAGGAACCGUUCAAGGUCCAUAUCUUCAGGACGUUCUGUCAGUUUGAGUUUGGAUGAUAAAAAAGAACUCCUCAAAACUGCAAAGGCCAAUGCUCUCAAGAUUCUUGGAGUGGAGAAGCUGGAACUUCCUGAGAGUGUGAAACCAAUCCUGUCAGAGCAGUUGGUGGAGUCCGAACGGUCGUCACCAGAACCAGAGAUUAGGGUGAGAAAAGACCCUGAAAAGACUCUGUCACAGAGCAAUGAGGCGGAGUUUGAUGACAUGUCCAACCCAAAGAUGUCUCCUAAAAGGAGAAUAAUCUCCUUCAGCAUCAAUAAUUCUGUGGCCAAACCAACAGCAGCAGCUCCAUCCUGUGCCAAGGUAACUCCCAGAGUGGACAGCUAUGAAAGCAGGAAGCCCUACGGCCACUGGGUUCAAGUCAAAUCAGGCCGAUCCUCCAACACACGCAAACACACACUCACCAAGUCACACUAGUGUGGC